Messenger RNA from Boeremia exigua, 1618 nucleotides. RefSeq names its product ornithine decarboxylase. The record is from RefSeq and is a predicted model, not a curated record. Gene Ontology annotation, cellular component: cytoplasm. The transcript is spliced from 2 exons. Lineage: Eukaryota; Fungi; Ascomycota; Dothideomycetes; Pleosporales; Didymellaceae. Gene Ontology annotation, molecular function: ornithine decarboxylase activity. The coding region runs from base 192 to 1532 and encodes 446 amino acids.
CCGUUCCACUCGACUCUCAGCUGCCGCAUAGCACACUCUUUGUGGUCUGUUCCGUGGAGGAACAGUCUAGCAGGAGGCCUCGCCCAACACCAAGCCUCGCCUUCGCGCCCUUCAAGCCGCCUUAACACCCCUUCGCCAUUCAGCAAACAGUCCCAAUUACUCAGCUACUCCCCGACUACUCUAGCAAGGGAAUGGCACCUUCUGCACUUACGCCCCCUCCCGAGGAAUACAACGAUGUUUUGCAUCACAAACAGUAUUUCAAUGACUAUUCCCUGGGCAGCGUUGACAACCAUGGCGCAAGCAACUCCAAGCAACUCAUUGGCGCAGCUUUGAAGAGCCGUGUCGAGGCUAUCGAUCACGACAUCUGUGACGUCGGCGACGAGGACACCUUCUUCGUCGCUGACCUGGGCGAGGUCUACCGUCAGCACCUUCGAUGGAAGAAGAACUUAGCUCGUGUCAAGCCGCACUAUGCGGUCAAGUGCAACCCGGAUCCGCAAGUACUGCGGCUCAUGACUGAGCUCGGACUUGGCUUCGAUUGUGCUUCCAAGAACGAGAUUGAGAUGGUUCUCAAAAUGGGCGUCGACCCCUCCCGCAUCAUUUAUGCCCAGCCCUGCAAGACCAAGUCGUACGUCCGUUACGCCGCCAACGCUGGCGUCAAGCAGAUGACCUUCGACAACGCCGACGAGCUUUACAAGACCAAGCAGCUCUUCCCUGACGCCGAGCUGUUCCUGCGCAUCAUCACUGAUGACACAGCCAGCCUGUGCCGCCUGAGCCAGAAGUUUGGUGCCGCUAUGGACCAAACUGCUGAGCUACUCGAGCUUGCGAAGAAGUUGGAGCUCAACGUCGUUGGCGUGGCUUUCCACGUUGGCUCUGGCGCUUCCGACCCAAAGGCGUUCAUCAAGGCUGUGCAAGACGCCCGCUUCGUCUUCGACCAGGCGGCUGUCUUUGGCUUCAACAUGCACACCCUUGAUGUCGGCGGUGGCUUCACUGGCGAUGCUACUUUCGAGCCUAUGGCGGCGGUGCUGUCGGCUUCUUUGGACGAGUACUUCCCGCCACACAUCCGUGUGAUUGGUGAGCCUGGUCGCUACUACGUCUCGACUGCAUUCACCAUUGCAUGCCAUGUCAUCGCUCGCCGUACUGUCACUGAUGCGACCCUCGGUAUGACGAACUAUAUGUUGUACCUAAAUGACGGCGUCUACGGCAACUUCUCCAGCAUCAUCUUUGACCACCAGCACCCGGUGGCCAAGGUCCUGAAGUCUGGCAACGAUGUUUUGUACGACGCCCGCCGUUCUGGCUACGACACGCCCUCUCAGAUCGAGUACUCCAUUUGGGGUCCGACCUGCGAUGGUAUUGACAUCAUCUCCUCGUCCAGCACCUUCCCUGAGCUCCUCGAUGUUGGUGACUGGCUUUACUUCGAGGACAUGGGCGCCUACACCAAGUGCUCUGCCACUCGCUUCAACGGUUUCACUGACAGCCACGACGUGGUCUAUGUCUGCAGUGAGCCGGGCGCUCAGGCCCUUUUGGCUCUCUGAGAUGUUCCGUACAUACUUAUCUUGCAUCUCUGUGCAGAGGACAUUGUCCUACUGUACGAUGGAAAAGUCCUCUUUCAUGUUCAUUA